AUGGUAAUAGAAGAAAAAAAUCCUUGGCCUAAAGGGAGAAAUCGUAGCAAUGGACGAAUCGCCAAAGAAAAAGAAAAGGCAUAUAACUUCUGCUUGGAUCAUGUAAAAUGGACAAACGAAAUUGCAUACUGUCCUGAAUACCGUCCAACAAAGGAGGAGUUAAUGGAUCCACUAAUUUAUCUGCAAAAGAUUGCUCCUGAUGCUUCGAAAUAUGGAAUCUGCAAAAUUAUAUCACCUUGGGAGGUUUCUGUUCCUGCUGCUCAUGUACUGACUAAGGAGAUCAAGGACUUUAAAUUCGAAGCUUUAGUUCAAAAUCUUCAGGUUGAUACGAAGGGGGCGGUCUACAAAGAGGACAGGAAAUAUACCUAUGGUACCUUUGAGCAUAAGGCAAAUGAGGAGUUUCUUCGUCGAUUUCCUCGUGCGGGUGGCCGUCCUCUAUCAUACACGGAAAAGAGAUUUUGGCUUCAAAUGGCUCAUGAUACAGAAACAGUUGAGUAUGCAGUCAAUGUUGAAGGCAGCGCCUUUUCCUCUAAUCCUAACGAUGAGCUUGCAACAAGCAACUGCAAUUUGAAGAAUCUGAAGAAGCUCCCAGAAAGUGUUUUUCGUCACCUCAAUAGAACUGUUCCGGGAAUAACGGAUCCGAUGCUUUACAUCGGUAUGAUAUACAGUAUCUUUGCUUGGCAUGUGGAAGAUCAAUACUUAUAUAGCAUCAAUUAUCUUCACUCUGGAGAGCCGAAAACUUGGUAUGGUGUUCCUAGUCACGAGGCUCUUCAGUUUGAGAAGGUAGCUAUGUAUCAUGUGUUCGCUAGUGAGAACUUUUCCCCCACUUGGGAGGACGGAGUCUUCCGGAGGAUUGCAGAAAAAACGACAAUGUUUCCUCCGAAUAUUUUGCAGCAACAUAGUGUACCUGUUUACAAGGCUCUGCAGAUGCCUGGGGAAUUUGUUGUUACCUUUCCUAGAGCAUAUCAUGGAGGAUUCAAUAAUGGUUUUAACUGCAGCGAGGCAGUAAACUUUGCACUUAAAGAUUGGUUUCCAUUUGGGAAAGAUGCUGGCAAUCGUUAUGCACGUCUCCGCAAGCAGUUGUUUGUUCCUUAUGAAGAACUUCUCGUUAAAGAAGCAAUGUUGCUGACUGAGUAUACGAGAGAGUCAGCUUCUACUAUUACUGCUUUCAUACAGUAUAUGGAAUCUCUAAACAGAAAUCUCAUGAGUUUAAGGAAUCCAAACGUUCCAUUUGUGUAUGCACCAAAGUCUGAAACAUUAAUCUGCAGCCUAUGCCAUCGUGACUGCUAUUUGGCCUCCGUCCAGUGUGUCUGUCGAAUCAGAUGCCUUUUCCAUGAGGCUGCGAAGCUUCAUUGUUCAAAAGGGUGCAACAUAACUGUAUAUCUAGAUCACGAGAUACUGAGUGUGGAAACUAAAGCUUAUGACCUUCAGAGAGAAGAAAUAAUGUCAAAGCAUACAGGUGUAUGUUCUUGCAUUGAAGAUGGACUACAUCUGGGUAGAGAGUUGAAUACCAAAUUGGGAGAAUCUGGUGCCAGCUCAAGUACUAAGCCUGCCAAGUAG
Messenger RNA from Pistacia vera, 1560 nucleotides. Its product is annotated as lysine-specific demethylase JMJ706-like. NCBI's taxonomy places the organism in Eukaryota, Viridiplantae, Streptophyta, Magnoliopsida, Sapindales, Anacardiaceae. The transcript has 9 exons. The record is from RefSeq and is a predicted model, not a curated record. Bases 1 to 1560 code for a protein of 519 amino acids. Gene Ontology annotation, biological process: chromatin remodeling. Gene Ontology annotation, cellular component: nucleus. Gene Ontology annotation, molecular function: histone demethylase activity.